UUCACUCUUCACCAACUUUCUCACAUCUGUCUUUUUUCUCUCUGUGUUUAUCUCACAACCAAACACACCUAGAAACAAAGAGAAGCAUAGUUUUUUUUUUUCUUACACAGUUACAUUUUGUUGUGAUUUUCCCUAAAGCUAUUCUUCAUCUUACAAGCAAAUCAAUCAACUGAUGGCGGGUACUAUGAGAGAAACACCACUCGUCUCAGCUUCUGUGGAGGCGUUGUUACAAAAGCUUGUUUCUGCCGACUUCCCGAGCACGAAGGUUCACGUUCCACUCUUGAUAAACCUGAAGAAAACCCUCACGAAGAUUCAACCUGUACUUGAUCAUUAUGCCGUGAACACCAAAUGGCUGGAUCUGCUGAUAGAUGUUGUACACGAAGUUGACAGAUUGUUUGACCAAAUCAGCAUCGAACUGGAACCUCACUAUCAAACCCUAACUCCUACUACUAAGGUGCAUAACAUUUUUCAUUCUCGUUUCAAGCAGAUUCAUGAUGUCAUCAAUUCUAAAAUCCAGAAGUUAACUGGAAGAUUAGAAUGCUUGAUUUUAGGUGAAUUAGGGUUUUCGGAUUACAGCAAUGUUUCUUAUGGAACUCCCUCAAGUUCUAUUUUAGAUGAUGAAUCUUCUAUUUAUGGGCGAGGCAUGGAUAAAGAAAAACUCAAACAUCUUUUGUUAUCUAAUGAUGGUGGUGGUAAUGGUAAAAUGGGAAUUAUUUCCAUUGUCGGUAUGGGAGGGAUUGGGAAAACAACCCUUGCUAAACUCCUUUACAAUGAUCCGCAAGUUAAGGAGAAUUUUGAGUUAAAAGUGUGGGCAUAUAUCUCAAAAGAUUUCGAUGCUGUUAGAAUUUUUGAAACCAUUCUUGAAUCUAUCGCAUCACAGUCAAUUGGUAAUGAUAACCUCAGCUCUCUAAUUCUUGAAUCUCACAAUGCAAAAGGAGAUGACACUAUUUACCAGAAUCUUCUAUUAUUGUCAUUGCAACAAAUUUUAAAUACUUCCAAAUUUUUGCUAGUGCUAGAUGAUGUGUGGGAUACAAAAUCUGUUGAUUGGAUACGUUUGAUGGACACCUUUAAUGCUGGGGAAAUGGGAAGUAAAAUCAUCAUCACAACUCGGGAUGAAAGAGUUGCAAGAUCCAUGCAAACGAUUCCCUCUGUCUACUAUUUGAGGCCUCUGGAAAGUGAAGAUUGCUGGUCUUUAUUUGCCAGAUAUGCAUUUGGAACAUAUCACGGCCAACAACGAUCCUAUCUAGAGAAAAUUGGUAGGAAAAUUGCAAAAAAAUGUGAUGGAUUACCAUUAGCUGCAAUAGAAUUUGGGGCUAUUCUUUAUGGCAAAUUGUCCCUAGAUGAUUGGGAUUGUGUGCUAGAAAGUAACAUUUGGGAAUCGACAAAUCCCAAGGUGCACGCUGCUCUAGAAUCAAGUUACCAUUUUCUUUUGCCUCCUAUAAAACGAUGUUUCGCAUAUUGCUCUAUUUUCCCAAAGAAGUACAUCUUAGAAAAGAAAAUGGUAGUUCAGUUGUGGAUUGCAGAAGACUUGGUAGAUUCGUUCGCUGGUCAGGAAAGUUGGAAAGUUGGAGAAGAAUACUUUGAUGUACUAGUGUCAAAAUCUUUGAUACAACGGCGGUCUACCGAGGACAAAGAAGCAAACUUUGAAAUGCAUAACCUUGUCCAUGAUUUAGCCACGAUGGUUUCAUCUCCAUAUUGUAUCAGGCUGGGUGAACAUUACGUACAUGAAAAAGUACGAAAUUUGUCAUACAAUCGAGGGCUAUAUGACUCAUUUGAUAAGUUUGAUAAGUUUGAUAAGUUGUAUGGAUUAAAAUAUCUACGUACUUUUCUAGCAUUGCCAUUACUAAAACAAUCGCUUUGUUGUUUUCUAUCGAACAAGGUAGUGCAUGACUUGUUGCCUACAAUGAAACAAUUGCGGGUGUUGUCUUUGUCCAACUACAAGAGUAUCACUGAGGUUCCCAAGUCUAUUGGAGAUUUGUUGUACCUGCAGUACUUAAAUCUUUCUCACACCAAUAUUGAAAGACUGCCGUCUGAAACAUGCAACCUUCACAAUCUGCAGUUCUUGUUGUUGGCAGGCUGUAAAAGGCUCUCUGAAUUGCCUAAGGACAUGGGAAAAUUGGUUAAUCUACACCACCUUGACGUUAGUGACACUGCAUUGAGGCAGUUUCCCGUACAAAUAGCCAAACUAGAAAAUCUCCAAACUUUGUCUGACUUCGUUGUCAGCAAGCAUAAUGAUGGAUUGAAGGUCGCAGAGCUGGGAAAAUUUUCCCACCUAUAUGGAAAACUUUCCAUCUCACAGCUACAAAAUGUUAAUAACCUCUUUGAAGUAGAUCAAGCCAAUAUAAAGAUGAAAGAAGAAAUAGAUGAAUUAUCUUUGGAAUGGGAUUGUGAUAGCAUUGUUCCAAAUUCACAAAUUAAAAGUGUUGUACUUGAACAUUUACGACCCUCAACAAAUCUGAAAUCUCUCACUAUCAAAGGUUGUGGUGGAAUCAGCUUUCCAAAUUGGUUAGGUGAUUUCUCAUUUAGAAACAUGGUGUAUUUAAAGAUCUCUAAUUGUGAUGAUUGUUUAUGGCUUCCACCCCUUGGACAAUUGGAAAAUCUAAAAGAACUCUCUAUUGAAGGGAUGUCAUCAGUACAAACAAUUGGCAUUGAGUUCUAUGGAAGUGAUGACUCUUCAUUUCAACCAUUUCCCUCCUUGGAGAUUCUACACUUUAAGGAUAUGCAGGAGUGGGAUAAAUGGAACAUAACUGGAGGUACGUCUAUAAAGUUUCCUAGUCUCAAAACUUUGUCACUAAGUAAGUGUCCGAAACUGAGAAUAGAAAAAACACUUGAAAAUUUCCCUUCCUUAGCUGAACUUGAGUUAAGAGAAUGUGCUCUACCAGUGCAAUCAAUGCCAUCAUCAAAUCAUGUAUUAAGGCAACUAAUGUUCCCUCUAACUUCUCUUCAACGACUGACAAUAGACGGAUUUCCGUCUCUGGUAUCUUUCCCAACAGAUAGUCUACUCAAGACCUUGAAAUUCCUCACAAUCAAUAAUUGCGAGAAUCUAGAGUUCCUUCCUCAUGAAUACUUGCACAACUAUACGUUGCUUGAAGAAUUAAAAAUAUCUUAUAGUUGUAAUUCAAUGAUAUCAUUUACCUUAGGCGUUCUCCCUGUCCUUAAGAGUCUAUUUAUUGAGGGUUGUAAAAAUUUGAAGUCAAUAUUAAUUGCAGAAGACGCGUCCCAAGAGAGUCUCUCAGUUCUUAGAAGCCUAAAAAUAUGGGAUUGUAAUGAACUGGAGUCAUUUCCUCCUGGCGGAUUGGCUACUCCAAACCUCAAUUAUUUUGCAGUGUGGAAGUGUGAGAAGCUUCCUUCACUACCUGAAGCAAUGCACACUCUAGCUGUUCUUCAAGAAAUGGAAAUUGAUAAUCUACCAAACCUUCAAUCUUUUGCCAUAUAUGUUUUACCUUAUGCUUUGCGGGAACUGACAGUUGGCUUUGUUGGAGGAAUUAUGCGGCAUAUUAAACAUUCUUGGGAAUAUCUCCCUUAUCUUUCAGUGUUGCGAAUUAACGGCGAUGGUACGAUUAAGAUGUUGCUGGGGCGGCCAUUGCUUUCUGCAAAGCUUGUGACAUUAUGCAUAUGUGGUCUUGAUGAUACAAGCAUUGAUGACAAGUGGCUUCAACAUCUCACUUCUCUCCAAAACUUUGAGAUUGUUAAUGCUCCCAAACUCAAGUUCUUGCCAAAGAAAGGAUUGCCUUCCUCUCUUUCAUUACUAAGUAUGACUCGCUGUCCAUUACUGGUAGCGAAAUUGCGGAGGAAGAGAGGCCAAGAAUGGCGUAAGAUUGCUCACAUUCCAGCCAUAAUUAUUGACGACGAAUUGAUCACAUAAGUUUCAUGUCUAGUAUCUGUGUUAUCCCUGCUUCUGCCCAAUCUCGUUGUUGUGAGAAGCCAAAAUUCACAUGCAUGAACUGCAACCAAAUCCAGUAAAUGUUUUACUGAUCAGGAGCAGAUGAAAAAGAGAAACAACCACUGACCACAAAUAUGUUUGAUUGAUCGAGGGCUUCAUGUGGGAUUGAUGACUUGCAACAAGAUGGCAGCAGUUGAAUCUAAGCCUGUUUGCAGAUCGACCGGGGGGCUCAAAGGGGCAUGGGAUGACUAGAAUCAAGAUGGAAGAAGUGGCGUCUCAGAAUUCAGUGAAGGAGAUGAUUGCUGGAGUAACUACGAUGAGCAGUGAUUAUCUGUCAGAGUUGAUUUCCACAACUACUUUGCUGCUGAGCAACGACUUUGAUUAUCCAUACUCAUAAAAAUCAAAGAGCAGUGUUUUCUUAUAGCUGCAUUUUAUUGUGAUGCUAUAACUAAGCAACGUCCGGUGACUUUUGUUCCAGUUUUCAGCUUAUGUGCAGGUGUUGUUUGGAUAAUCAUGUUUUAAUUUUUACAACUUAUUGUUCAAGACUCAUGAAUUGCAUGUGCAUAUUUUGAGUUGAGAGAUAUGACUCAGGAGCUGUAAGUAACAUUGUAUACCAUAGUGAUCCUCACGACAGAUUUGAUCCUAGACCUGUUUAAGCAAGGUUUCUAUUUUCAAAAUGGAAAAAAAAAGUGCACUUGAAGUUAUUCAUAAACUAAUUUGUUGCUACAUCCUUUAAUACCAUUAAGCAUAACAAGGAAAUAUAAGCUGUUAUCUUCACAUGAUCAGAGGCCUAAAAGACAUUUAGUGUUCUAUACAUGUAGUGCUGGAAAUAGUUAUUUUAUGCUUUGUUUUUAAAUAAAUUUUUUUAAAGAGUGAAUUCUCUGAUUGAUUAAUUUAGUUUCUACCAAUUUACUUGACUUGUAAAGGUGACAUGAUUUUUAUUAGUAACAAUAAAUUAUUGCCAAAUUAGCUCAAAAACAGGAUGAAGAAAUGACCAUCAUAUGAGAGUUUUUAAUUGAUCAAAAUUUUUAGACUGGUUUAUGACCUGAGUACCUUUACUAGCUCCUACACAUGUUAACACUUCUUAUUUUAGUUGAUGGAAACAACUUGAUAAACAAUGAUUAUGACCUACUUACAUUGUUUUAUUUUUUUGAAAAAACCAACUUCAUUAAGAACAAUAGCACAAUAAGUGCUACCAAAACAAAAGUUACAAAGAACUUAUAACAAACAGCACAAUAAACACUGAGGUAUAUCAAUCACAAGACCUUGGCUACAUCAACUACCAAGAACACUAAAGCUAAACCCACCAAAAGAACUAGAAUAAUUGAUAAACAAUCACAGCCACUUCCAACACUAGGCAAGAAGACAAUCGGCCACGAAACGGUUCCCACGCUCUUGGAAAAAACCUGCAUAUUCUCAUUACUCUGCAAAGAUAAAAUUCUGCGGAAACAUACUCUUGCCACCAAACUCUACCUAACACAGAGCUACAACACUCAA
Vicia villosa (hairy vetch) is the source of this 5380-nucleotide messenger RNA. Its product is annotated as putative disease resistance protein At3g14460. The coding region runs from base 173 to 3865 and encodes 1230 amino acids. The record is from RefSeq and is a predicted model, not a curated record. Gene Ontology annotation, molecular function: ADP binding. Gene Ontology annotation, biological process: defense response to other organism. NCBI's taxonomy places the organism in Eukaryota, Viridiplantae, Streptophyta, Magnoliopsida, Fabales, Fabaceae. The transcript has 5 exons.